Molecule: messenger RNA, 237 nt
Organism: Phytomonas sp. Hart1
Lineage: Eukaryota; Euglenozoa; Kinetoplastea; Trypanosomatida; Trypanosomatidae
Source: the annotation of a GenBank genome assembly
AUGUCUUUCCGAUAUGGGGGCCCUAGAGGGCGGAGUUACACCUUGGAUCGCGACGAUGUGCCCACGGGAAGGUUCGUCCGCAUCCUGUUUUGUGAGAACGGUCGAGUUCAUUCCGGAUUUGUCAUCUGGCGUUCGGACGUCCAUCGAAGAACGGGGGACGAACAGGAAGGAACGUUUGGUGGUGACUUGCAUACAGAAUCGGAUCGAACCUUGAAUGCGAAUGGAAACUUAUAUUAA